Molecule: messenger RNA, 1838 nt
Organism: Austrofundulus limnaeus
Lineage: Eukaryota; Metazoa; Chordata; Actinopteri; Cyprinodontiformes; Rivulidae
Product: sushi domain-containing protein 6
Biological process (GO): DNA damage response
Source: RefSeq, a predicted model, not a curated record
GGGAUUUAAUGGCACAGCAGCCAAUAGGAAGUAGCGCGUCUCCGGAGGGCGUGACUCGGUGGCUACAGCAGCCAAUAGGAAGCCUGAAUGCUCCUGUCACACAGAUCGAUGAGUCAAAGCGGAGCAGCAGAAACAGGUCCACUUGUUGCCGAGCAGGAGCUGAGAGCGUCAUCUGAGCGGACCGGACCGCGGAAUUCUGAUCCGUUUGCGCCGCUCCGAGCCUGAAAUCUGUCGGACCGCCACCCGAACCGGACCGAACAUCCACCUCCUGCAGAUACAGGACCUCAGGCAGACUGAGUAACUGCUCCCACCCUCUGGUACCGGAACAUGGAGGGUUCCGCUGCGACCCGUCUCCCUGCCGUGGUUUUUCUCACAAGAGCUUGAUCCGUUUCUUCUGUGAGCCCGGGUACCACAUCAGCAACAAGGUGACGCCCGUCUCCAGGUGUCAUCGCGGCAGGUGGAGCCCGCCCAUCCCCAAAUGCAUCAAAGACGGUCCCAACAUGAAGUCCAGCGACGACGACUCGAUGCCCAGCAUGGCCACCACGGCGGUGGGCGUGUCCAUCUUCCUGCUCACCACCACUGCCUGCCUGGUCAUCAAGUCCCGCCUCUACCCCUGUCAAUCACCCGGUGGCCGUCGGUCUUCGGACCAGUUGGACCUGAUGGUGGACGGACUUCCCGUCUCCCUUCCGUCCUACGAGGAGGCGGUUUACGGCAGCUGGGGCCAGAGGAUCCCGCCCUGCUCCAGCCCCGGACCCACGCAGCUCCUCCUGGCCCAGGAGGCUCCGGACAACCAGCCGGACGGCACCCUGCGCCCCCUCCUGUCCCGGUCGGGUCCCAGCUCUGAGAACCCCCCUCCCCCGUACGAAGAGGUGCAGUCGUCCCGUCCCAGAGACCGUCUCAAUGAGGGGACACGUCUCCACAUCUCCGUCUCGGACGACAAGGACACUUGAUUUGGGAUUCCCGGGGUUCACGGCUGAACUGAGCGGACUCCUGGACUGUCUGCACUUUUUCCUGCCUCCUCGGCGUCAGGACCAAUCACUCGCCGGCUGAGACGAAAGAGCAGCUCUGAUUGGCUCACAGAGCCCUCUGGCUGAGGACUGACGUGCUUUUUUUAAAAUAAAUGAACUUUUGAUUGUUGUGUGAAUGAAUGUAGGCGACACGAGGUGGAUGUAAUUUGCACGAACACAUCUCCGCUGUCCGCUCAUUUUAGCUUUUUUUUUCUUUUUUUAACAAGGUCAGAAUUAAUUUAUUGACAUUUAGAGACGUUUGUCCUCUGCUCCCCUCAGUGACUGGGCUCGUCGAGGCUUCGGCUGCUUGCUGUUACAGAAACGUGCCUGUUUCCUCUGGUGUCUAAGACUUUUGCACAGCGUUUGUGUUUAGAUUCUCUGUGCGCGGAAAGUUAUUUAAGGAAAUUAUCUGUAAAGCAAAUGUAGAAAUUUAACAAAAAAAUCUGUUAUUAUGUCCAAUCAGUGACGAGAGAAGUGAACUUAUAUUUUUAUUUGAUUUAAAGGCAGUCAAUCACUGGAGACUAAUGAGUGUUUUUAUAUUAAAAUAAUCCACGUUUUUUUUCCACAAAGUGCUAAAACUCUCUGAAAUAACCUGAAGCUGUUUUGAUUUAUAAGCUUUGAUUGUUUGUCCUCAUCUGCAGGGCUCCUUUUUAUUUUGUUAAUAUUUUAAUUAUUAUUGCAGCGAUGCCUUGACAGACUUUGAAUGUAUUUAAUAUUUUAUUUUAUGGCCACAAAUUGUAACUAAUAUAUGGAUUGUAAUAUUUACAGAUGAUUAUUUGUAUUAUUGCACAGAGUUUUAAGGUAAAUAAAUGUUUAAGUGUUUUUAUCAUA